GAGUUUAUUAGACGCGCUGUUUACUUGGCACCCAUCACAGAAACGCUAUUUUAAUCAGACUGUAAAUACACAUGAUCAAGCAUGAUGAACAGAAAUCCAUCAAUGUCUUAUGAGAGUUGGGUAGACACGCUGAACGGAAAAUGGACGCCAUUACUGUUUCUUAUAUUGGGUAUAGCAGCAUUUUUUGGUCCUUUGUAUUUUAGCCCUAUUGAAUGUAUGUUUCCUGAACAAUUUACAGUGUAUGAUGCAGAAUUCGGCAAAUCUCAGUGUUAUAAAGCCACCACUAUUCGAAAGUUUACCUAUUUUGAUACUCAUCCAAACAGUUAUGCGGAAGUUGUUGUAGGGGAUGGAUAUGAAGAUGGCGAAAGAACUCUGUAUCAAUAUGUUUCACUAAUCUUGAUUUUGCAAGCUCUAUUUCUUCGUAUUCCGUUCAUUGUAUGGAAGUUGGGAGAGAGGAGAUUGGGUAUCCACUACUGUGUCAGCACACAACACCAGGGAGACGAUCGUAAGUCUGUGGGAAGAAGACUGGCAGUCUACCUGGACCAAUGGAUCCAACACCGGAAAGUAAACAUUCUGUCACUCGGGGCAUUUACAAUUUUUCAUUGCUUUAUCAAAUUGCUUUAUUUCAUAAGUGCAUCAACACACAUCGGGUUAUUGGACCCUUUUCUGAAGCAAGAAAAUGAAACCAGCUUUGGAUCCCAGAUUUUAGGAAACAUCAGAGAAAACAAGUCAGUUUUUCAAAGCUCCCCAGCAUUCCCAAGGAACGCAAUAUGUACCUUUGACGUAUUAGUACUCCAAAAUAGUCAUCGCUAUACAGUACAGUGUUCUUUUCCAUUCAAUCCGUAUCUAGAACAGAUGAUGGCUGUGGCCUGGUGGUGGUUGAUUUUCAGCAUUGCUGCCACUGUGGCUGAUGGUUUGUUUCACGUCUGUGGCGCUCUCCUUCCAUUUUUCAGGUUGUGGUUUGUUAAAUCACACCUGAUGAAAGAAGGUCUUAAGAAUUCACAUGAAGUUUUGAAUGACCGAAAUAUUCAAAGAUUUGCCAAUGACACUUUGGGCGAAGAUGUCAUAUCCUUCCUGAAACAAGUCCAAGAAACUGAAAACGGAUGUGUUGUUAUGGAAACCGUCACAGAAUUAUGGAAGAUCUGUAAUGGUGUAACACAACUUAAUCCAGUCACAGUACCGUACCCUGUACAGAAGGCAAGUUCUGGACCGAAUAUUCCAACUGUAGAAUUUUCCAAACCACCAGAAAAUGUACCGGGAGGAUCAGAGGCAUACCAAGGUGAAGGUUACCAGCCGACUGCUCCAUUAUUACAUGUAUAUCCAACGGUGAUGGCCGGUGGACAGGGACAGACUCUACAAUUUCGUUAGACUUUUAGAUCGGUGAUUUUCUUAAUACAUAAUAUGUAUUAUUUGUCACCAAGCAUCAAUCUCUGUUAGCAUAAACUGAGAAUAGUCUAAAAAAAAUUUUUUUUUAUAAAUUUCUCACACAAAUACGUUAUUAAAAUAUUAAUUAUAUUUCAAAUCCACUCUCAUGACAAAUUUUAUUGAAUUCCUAUUACCAAUAUUGAAGGAUAUACACCAUUAAAAGACGUUUGUGAAGGA
Molecule: messenger RNA, 1602 nt
Organism: Ostrea edulis (European flat oyster)
Lineage: Eukaryota; Metazoa; Mollusca; Bivalvia; Ostreida; Ostreidae
Product: innexin unc-9-like
Exons: 3
Coding region: 82-1368 (428 amino acids)
Cellular component (GO): gap junction; plasma membrane
Molecular function (GO): gap junction channel activity
Source: RefSeq, a predicted model, not a curated record